Molecule: messenger RNA, 3179 nt
Organism: Zingiber officinale
Lineage: Eukaryota; Viridiplantae; Streptophyta; Magnoliopsida; Zingiberales; Zingiberaceae
Product: transcription factor EMB1444-like
Exons: 8
Coding region: 735-2840 (701 amino acids)
Biological process (GO): regulation of DNA-templated transcription
Molecular function (GO): protein dimerization activity; DNA-binding transcription factor activity
Source: RefSeq, a predicted model, not a curated record
UCCUGGCUUGGUGCCAUGGUUGAGGAUGGUGGAGACCCGCUGUAUCUCUAGUUUGUUCGUAUCCGAUUCUUAGAUUUAUCGAAUCUUUGGGGCUUGUUUUUAUGUCUUAGAGAAUCUUUUUGUUUCUUGCGUUAGGAACUGAUGUGAGAGUCCAUGGAUUUGUUCUUUUUCCGGAGGGAGGUUAAUUUUGGCUUGCUUCUACCCUAUCUUGUCUAUCCGAAAUCCCCGAGUUGUGGGAAAAUGACAUGAAUGGGAAAGCGAUCUCCAGUAAAAAAAAAACUACCUUUUUUUUUGUGUGUGCGUGUUUUGAACAUUCUUCAACAAUGGUCCUCAUCGACAUUUUCUUUUGUCGAAACAUAUGUUUUGGUUCGGAACUAUAGUGCUUAUGGUUGAUAGCGAAUAUUCCUUAGUGGAUGAGUCGCUUGAUGGUGUUGGCUUUGGCUUACUUUUGCCAGAUGACUUUCCUCUUCACACUACGGUAGGGGAAAAAAAAAAAAAGCUUUGCUCUUUCUUUCCCCUUCCUGGUAAAAGUUCCUCCUUUUUAUCCAAAGCAAUACGGAUGACCAUUUUUUUCUGGUUAUCCCUAGGUCCUUAGGUUCUUGUCCUGCUAGAAAUAAACUCCUUGAAAUUGAAUUACAAUCACUCAUGCUCAAAAUAUGUCAGAUCUAGAAGAGACUGCAUAAUAUGUUCCUGAUAUUUGAAAUUUUGAUCUAGCAAAGAGUUCAUUUCUGCUUAUGGAGAAUUUGUCUGGGCAUUUCCAAUAUGUAGAUACUCAUGAAGCAAUGGAGUUUCGUGAUCAGCAUGAAAUAUUCAGUUUUGCAACUUCCUCUGCAGAUCCUUAUUCUUGCUAUCAGAAUGCUAGUACCUUCCAUGAAGCUUUUGGAGAGCAGUUGAAUAACACUGAUUCUUUAGGCCCUAUCUCUUCUCCCAACAUCUAUCCUCUAGGAUCUUAUUAUAGUUCCAGUACUCGUAAUGCCAUGAGCCCUCAUUUACUAGAAUCCCUACUAGCUCAAUCUACUGAUGAUUCGAGAGACUACUACAAUUCAUUCCAGAAGACAUCCUUUAUGGUUGCAAACUCCUCAGUUCAUUUCACAGAACUCCAGGACUCAACCAUCGUGAAAAAUCCAGUACAAGUGCCGCCUAACACCAAAUUACAGUCUAUCUCUGACUGCCCUGAAAUUUCAGGCAUGAUGUUCUUUAAGACAGACAAUUACUUGAACAAUUUCACAAAUCCCCACCUGAUGAUAGGGCCAGGGCUGUCAUCUGGUUCUGCUUCCUUUAAUAGAUUUGCACCACAGGAUUCAAUGCCUAAAGCAAACCUUUCUGAGAUUGCAAAAGCAUGCAUAUAUGAUUCCAGAUCUGAAAGUUCUUUAUUAUAUCAUCAUAAAGAUCUUCCUGUGACUGAUGUUUGUGAUCAACAUUCUGAGCAUAUAAUUGAUGAGGCAAGUGCGCAAAAGAAUGAGAGUAUUGGAGGUGUCCACUCUGUAUCAUCUAGUCUUGCCGAGAGUGACAACAGUGGUUGCAACAUGAUUACCAGGUCAUCGCAAAAGCAAGUUGAGAAUUCCAUUUCAGCUGCAGUUAAUUCACUGGUUUUAGAGAGUGAUAAAAAAGGGAACUCUUCCAUAGCACCUAUUCAACUACUUUAUGAUAAUGGCCAGUUUGAUAGUGUGGGACUAGACAUGGGUCAAAACAAUUUUGCACCUGAACUGUGGGAUAAUAUUACAAUGCCAGUUCACAAUAACACUUCAAGUAGAAGCUCCGGCACUUCAGGUUGUCUCUCAGCAAUGGAAAUGAGCUCAGCUUCUGAUAAGGGAAUGUUCUCGGACUCUGGUCUUCAGUUAUUGAUGGAUGCUAUAGCUGGUGAUCAUGCCAAUAAAGGUUCUGCUCACCGCCCUAGUGCCAAAUAUGGUAAUUCUAUUUCUCGACUUAAUUUGGGGAGUCAAUUUCCUAGUGGAUUGGGUGAUCCUUCAGUGUACAGAAAUCAGGCUCCUUCAGUAGGUCUUCCUUCUGUAAAUGUUGCAUCAAAUCUGUUCUUGCCAUUCUCUAACUCUGAGAUUGUUCAUGAAUCUCCAAAGGAAGCACUAUCAAAUUCCAAUUUCUGUUCAUGGAUUGAUGAUAGUUCCAGUAUCAAUACUGAGAAUUCUGUUCUAAAUCAGUCCAAGAAACCUGAAGAAUCUACAAAGGCUGUAAAGAAAAGGGCAAGACCUGGUGAGAGUACACGUCCAAGGCCAAAAGAUCGUCAACAAAUUCAAGAUCGUCUGAAGGAGCUGAGGGAAAUUGUGCCAAAUGGUGCAAAGUGUAGCAUUGAUGCUUUAUUGGACAAAACAAUCAAGCAUAUGCUCUUUCUGCAAAGUGUGACAAAGUACGCCAACAAACUCAAACAAGCCGAUGAACCCAAGAUUAUUGGUGAGGAGAGUGGUGUGGUUCUAAAAGACAACUCUGGUGGUGUUACUGGUGCUGGGGCAACUUGGGCAUACGAAGUCGCAGGGCAAACCAUGGUCUGUCCAAUUAUAGUCGAGGAUCUGACUCCCCCAGGUCAGAUGCUCGUUGAGAUGCUGUGUGAAGACCGAGGUCUCUUUCUUGAGAUAGCAGAUAUCAUACGUGGGUUUGGGCUGAUAAUCUUGAAAGGAGUAAUGGAAACUCGCGAGUGCAAAAUUUGGGCUAGGUUUUUGGUUGAGGCAAACAGAGAAGUCACCAGGAUGGAUAUAUUUUUAUCACUCAUACAACUUUUACAACAAAACAGCUGCUUGAGAUCCAGUGAUCUGGCCACUAAGCUCAUGGACAAAGGAGCUUAUUCAUUCCCUGGUUACCAUCAAUCUCCCAUAGUGAGUUCCAGUUAAUCUUAACCAAUUGCGAUUACCUAUGCUCGAUGCCAGCCAUGUCUCAUUUAAUGUGUCCUGAAAUCUGAAGAUGGAAGGCUCUGCCAUGAAAAAACAGAUUGUGUUUAGUAAACGAAAAUAUUGUCGUAAGCCUUCAAUCCUGAAGCAGGUUGAUAGGUUUUGUAGUGGUGCCUGUGUAAGCUCAAAGAGAAGCUUGAAUCAUUGUUCUAGCAUGAGAUGAUGUGUGCAUAAUAUCAUGCCUUGGGUGUUAAGAAUUAGAGAAUUUAUUGUUCUUGAUCAUGUAAAGUUGUAGUAAAUCUGACCUUUUAGUUAUCAAUCUAACCUGUUUGAAUGAUAAAA